This is a messenger RNA of Staurois parvus, 1338 nucleotides long. The record is from the annotation of a GenBank genome assembly. NCBI's taxonomy places the organism in Eukaryota, Metazoa, Chordata, Amphibia, Anura, Ranidae.
AUGGAGGAGUCAGUUCAGGAUAACACCCGUGAUUUCCCCCCUUUGGUUGAGUCGCCACCUGCAUCACAAGGGAACAGUGGUCCAUCUGGCCAUGUCCCUCCUCGGAAUGCCUGGAGCCGUGGGGCUCCUUCUUUUUCCAACAAUACCGGUUAUACUGGUCAGGCCUUCAAGAGGAGGAACGUGGUCAGGUUGAAGCAUAGGGGUUCCAGAGAAGAGCUCCCUGAUAGGAGGUUUGUAGUUAGGGAGUUGCUGUGUCAGCAGAUGGGGUUUGUGCCCGCAGAUAUUUUGGCAGUCAUCAACCUCCCUGACAGACGGGGGUAUGAUGUCAGCUUCAAGCUCAUGUCUGGCUUGGACAGGUUCUGGGCCGGCUUUAGUGGGUUUCGGGAUAAAGAGGGGUGGAAGAUUUUCACCUUCAUCCCCAUCUCCAAACCUGACACAGCAAACGUUAACAUCAUUUUCUGGAAUGAGUCUGUGCCCCCCCAGGAUAUUGUAGUCUGGCUCAGAAGGCAUUGUGAGAUGGUCUCUGAUCUGACCAAAACUAGGGACAGUGAUGGGAUCUGGACUGGAGGUUGGAGGGUUCUUGUCAAGCUGAGGCAGAGUAACAAUGUCACCCAUCACCUUCCAAACUCCUUUUUCAUUGGGCGGGAGAGGGGAGUUUGCUUCUAUGCAGGUCAGCCCAGGCUAUGUUUCAAAUGCGGUAGGUCGGGUCAUGUGGCGAGUGUCUGCUCUAUCAUGAAGUGUAAUCUGUGUGGGGAGGUCGGCCAUGUCAGUUCUACCUGUGAGAACAUCAAGUGCAAUCUAUGUGGUAGGCUUGGCCAUUUACACAGAGAUUGCCCGGUGGCUUUCCACAAUAGGGAUGAGGAAUCAGUGGAUGAGGAAUUUCUGGUGGCAGCAGAACACCUGGAGGAGGAAGCCUUAAUGAAUGGGGUCAUAUCAACUGAGGGGGAGGUAAACCCAGAAGUCCAAGGGGCCAGCCUCGGGCAGGAGGGCAGUGUUCAGCAGACUGAGGAGCAGCGGCCAUCUGUGGCCAUCCCAUCCAUUUCAGUUCCUGCCUCUGUGGAGAACAUUCCCAGGCAGAAGAGAAGGAAUAGGAAGGACAAGGCCACCCGUAAACCUGAAAGUGAAUGGACCCGAGUGCAGAAAUCCGUUAAGAAAGUGAGAAGGGCGCCAGAAGGUAGUAUGGCAGUCGGCAACCAGUAUGAUGUCCUCUCAGAGUCAGAUGCCAACUCCUGUGAUCUAGAGGACCAAAUGGAGGAAGAAGUAGAAGGGAAUCUGCAGCUAGUUCAGGGGAGGACCCACCCACUAAGAAGCGCCCGCCCCCGGCUCCCGUAUUUGUAG